AUGUCGUCCCCGCCUACUCCAAACCCUUCUGUUAGAGCGGCUCCCUUAUGCACCUCUAGGCAUAAGAAAAGAGAAAAUCCAUCCUCAUUUCCGUCAAUCGCAACAUUCAACCUCUUCCGCAAGAAGCCUCCUCAGCCUUCCUCACCUGUCGAGCCUUACGAGAUCGCCCCUGAAAUAUGGAGUAUCGAUGCCACAGUCUUCGGCUACCUUGACACUAAUGACAAGCGAGCCAAGUCGAGGGUCCAGAACGCAGGACCAGACAUCCAAGCUCCCAGGCAGAAGGCCAAGCGGAAACCGGUGCCCGUCAGAGGUCUACUUGGCGAGUGCAAACAAGCACAUUUUGCGGAAGGGACUGAGCAAUACAAGACUGAUACAAUUAGAGACGAAGUAAAAGCUUCGAGUCAAUUCAGGCAAGAGCGGAGAGACGAACAAAGGAUCAAGAGAGGAAGCAAUCGUCCUGGGGCCAGGCGAGGGAGCAUGAGGACUGUGAGCAGAGAUGAUCAAUUGGUGGAGCGUGGAGCCAACCCUAGGACCGGACUUGUGAGUCCAUUUGUUGUUAGUGAUGGCAGCGAGGAGUGCCUUGGGGGUGACUACAUUGCUGUGGGUAAAGUCAGACCAGCCAGUCCAUCGCCGAGGAGAAAGACCCGCAGUGAGAAGUGGAAGCAGGACAGCCUUGGAUGGAGUCUGGUGGAGAGUCCGCUCUUGAGCCCCAUUGCUCAGAGUAUGAGCGACAAGACUGGUCGAACAGUUUCUAUAAAACAGUUGGGAGAUCGAUUGCUGGUUGAGAUGCCCGGUGUGGAUAACCACGACCCACAGAAUAUGACGGAUGGGCAGAUCAAAAAAUACCAAGAGGGGAUUGCUCGGGCAUACAGACAUGGAGGAGGGAGUAUUGCCAUGCUUGACCCUGAUACAUUACCAUCCCCCAGACAAUGGACGCCGGAAGGACCUAGCACACCCCCUACCAAAUUGCACAAGAUCCAAAGAAAGGAGGUCGGAAGCGGUGUGGUUCGCAAGAGUGGUUCCGGUGACACGGUCAUCAUUAACGCAAACAGCCGAGAAUCUUCUCUACCAACGCCGAGGAAAGACAUCAUGAAGCGGCAAAGGGUCAGGAUUAUCACUCCAAGCAACACACCAACAGGGUCGUCGUUUGAAUCCCACACAGACAUCAGCAACGCCAUGAGAAAGACGGAUCCUUAUUUAGGCCGAGAGUCCCAAACGACGUGCAGCCAGACAGCGAGCGCUACCCAAUCCCAGUCUUCUCUGGUUACUGGGCAAGCACACCAGUGCCUUCCAAACGAAUCAGAAUCAAGCCCAUCCCCAACGCUGUCAGAUCCUCCACCGGCUUCUCUGACCUUGAACCAAUACCUCCCACACUUGCAAUUUCUACAUCCCAGCCAUUUCGCCAACCUAGGAAAGUCUUCCUACCGUCGCCCAACGCAGCGAUUGCCGGCAAGGCUGAGGCCUUUAGAACAACAAAGGCAAGCUGUAAAGGAUGUGUGCACCACCACUUUCAUUACCACUUCAACAAAGGGGCCAAGGUGGGGACAGAGGCCGAAAAUGCAGAGGCAAGAAGAGAGCAGCGUCGUUCCGAGAGUGAAUUACCUUUCUCCCGGGUGCGAGAUGCCUCUGGAUGGCUACCGUCAAGCAAGUGUACCCAGAAACAAGCAAUCCUACCCCAGCACCAACUCAGUGGACAGUCUCCAAACUUCAGGCUUGAUGACAGCAAGGAGCCGAGCAAUCAGACCCACAGAGAAGGCCGAUUCCGCAAGAGACCAAGCAGAAACAAGAUAUCAGAGGAAGGAACCGAUGCCCGCAGACUGUCUCAGGCAACCACCGGGCGAGAACUGGCCGAAAAACCUAGCAAGCCCCACGCAAUUGACUCAAGGACUAAGUAUCGGACGUGCAAAUGUUGCUCGAGAGCGCAUUCAGCGGGACCAAAGUGGCGAUGGAUGCACCCCUAUAUACGGCCACCUUGGUAACGAAUCUAGAGCGGUACCAGGAGUGAAGCUUCAAUAUGCUGCUGACGACAAGGAGCAGGCAACCCUACCCGCAGAGCUUGCUAUUGGCGGUGAUAGCGGGGCAUGGUUUGCUGGACAAUGGGCUGAGGCCGAGCCGGAAGGUGAACAUCCAGACCUGCCGGCCUUGAUGCAGGAGGACACUCUGGCGCAUAGACGAUCAAUUUUGAGGAAAGCAGCAGACGUGAAGUGGUGGUUUUACGCCGCAGAAGCUUGCGUCGAACUUUCAUCUAAACUGGGCUUUGUCCAGCAACUUCUUCACCAGAUGAUUUGCCAUGUCAUGAGGACACUGCAUCAUGCUUCGCCUGCCUUGACCACCUUGAGAACGGCAAAUGCAACAACACAGGAUCAUUUUCGAGCGAUGAAAGAUCUUGCCCUUGCCGCCGCAUACUUGCUGGGGCUAUGA
Messenger RNA from Letharia lupina, 2421 nucleotides. RefSeq lists its product as uncharacterized. Lineage: Eukaryota; Fungi; Ascomycota; Lecanoromycetes; Lecanorales; Parmeliaceae. The record is from RefSeq and is a predicted model, not a curated record. The transcript has 2 exons. The coding region runs from base 1 to 2421 and encodes 806 amino acids.